AAAAGCGUCAAAUAUCACCAAUCGAUAGGCGUGGAGGAUCGGGUUUCGCAGCUUCAGAGGAAUCUGGAUUAUUCGCAGCAAAAAGCGUCUGCGCAAGAACAGAAAAUAUAAUUUUUUUUGAGCGAACAAUUGAUUUUCCACACAACAUCCAUUAUUUUUAUAGGAAUGAAGUUCUUGAUUUUGCACAUAGCGAGUAUUUUACUCGUGCAUGGUGUGUUUGGUGCUGAUGAUGCAGACAGAGUGUCAGUGUCUGUGAUGGAGGGAGAUUCAGUCACUCUACACAUUAGUGUUAAACAAACCCAACAAGAGAGAAUUAAAUGGUAUUUUAAUGACACUUGUGUAGCUCAAAUUAAUGGAGAUCCCUAUACAGAUAAUAAAUGUCACGAUGAUAAAGAGAGAUUCAGAGACAGACUGAAGCUGGAUCAUCAGACUGGAUCUCUGACCAUCACAAACAUUAGUACCACAGACGCUGGACUCUAUAAACUACUGAUCUUCAGCGGCGGCAGUGACAGUGACAAGACCUUCAGCGUUUCGGUCCUUGGUGUUUCUGCUGCUGAACGAGAUGAAGUGAAGAGAAAGUCAGUGAAGGAGGGAGAAUCUGUCAUUUUAGAUCCUGGUGUAAUAAAACACCCAAAUGAUGUGAUGAUGUGGUAUUUUAAUGACAUUCUCAUCGCUGAAAUCACUGGAGAUCAGAGUAAUACCUGCACAGAUGAUCAGUGUGAACAUGCUGACGGACGAUUCAGAAACAGACUGAGGCUGGAUCAUCAGACUGGAUCUCUGACCAUAACAAACACCAGAACCACAGAUACUGGACUCUAUAAACUGGAGAUAAACAGCAGCAGUAUCAGCGUCCGUCGUCGCCGCAGCAGUGACAUCAGCAUCAGCAGCUUUAAGAGCUUCAGUGUUGCCGUCUAUGAAUCCAGUCAGUCUGUAGCAGUAAUAUGUGCUGGUGUUGGUGUUCUCCUGCUGGUUUCUGCAGCUUUAAAUCACACCGCCGGUGUGAUCAAUUGUCACCGCAACAAAGCUUCAAAAGCAGGACAGAAUGCAAGUGUCACAUACAUACAGCUGAGUUAUUUGUAA
Molecule: messenger RNA, 1080 nt
Organism: Rhinichthys klamathensis goyatoka
Lineage: Eukaryota; Metazoa; Chordata; Actinopteri; Cypriniformes; Leuciscidae
Exons: 4
Coding region: 166-1080 (304 amino acids)
Source: RefSeq, a predicted model, not a curated record